Solanum pennellii is the source of this 450-nucleotide messenger RNA. RefSeq lists its product as uncharacterized. The record is from RefSeq and is a predicted model, not a curated record. Bases 1 to 450 code for a protein of 149 amino acids. Lineage: Eukaryota; Viridiplantae; Streptophyta; Magnoliopsida; Solanales; Solanaceae. The transcript is spliced from 2 exons.
AUGGCCACCCUUCUUCACCAUAUUCAGCCGUGGAUGCAGAAGUCGAUUACAGAGUCUGAAGCACGUCUAGAGAAGAAGAUGCAGCAGUUUACUGAGCGGAAGAUUGCUGAAGUCAACCAGCGUCUGGAUGCGUUUGAGUUGCGAGUGUUAGCCCGACCAGCCCCUCCGAAGAGGAAGAAGUACCAUAACCAAAAGAUUGAGAAGCGAGAAUUUGCGGUUGGGGACUUGGUGCUUCUAUUGAACUCUAGGCUACGCUUGUUUCCUAGCAAACUCAAGUCGGAGUGGACUGGUCCAUUUCUUAUUACUAAAGUGUUCCCAAAUGGAGCGGUUGAGUUGGAGAACAAGGAGGGUGCAAAGUUCACAGUCAAUGGGCAAAAAAUCAAGAUCUACCUAGGGCAUGCGGAGAGUGCCCAUGAAGUAGUUGAGGCAUAUCACCUUGAUGAAGUAUGA